GCGCCUAAAAUCAUAAAAACGUCGUUUUUGACUUUUGUGGAAUCACAAUUUCUCCUCUUUCACAAAUACUACAUAAUUCAAAUAAUACGAGUAACACCUAAAAUAAUGGCACACAUAUGAUCAUUCGAUGAGACAUUGUCUCCAUUUUCGUCGGAAGAACAAAUUAAAGGUUCUCAAAUCACAUACAAUUAAUUGCAAAGAUUUAGAGAGAGAAAACGAAAAUUCAAUAGAAAAAAUGGAGAAAGAAAAUCAGGUACACAUGAAAAUUGUCAAAGGCGAAUAUGGUUACGUUCUCGAAGAUGUUCCUCAUUUAUCAGAUUACAUCCCUAAUCUUCCUACCUACCCCAACCCUUUACAAGAUAAUCCUGCAUAUUCAGUUGUAAAGCAAUAUUUUGUUCAUGAGGAUGAUACAGUGGUACAAAAGGUUGUAGUUCAUAAGGAUUCACCGAGAGGUAUUCAUUUCAGGCGUGCAGGACCAAGGCAGAAGGUGUACUUUGAUUCUGGUGAAGUUAAUGCGUGCAUUGUAACAUGUGGAGGACUUUGUCCAGGACUUAACACUGUGAUUCGAGAAAUUGUUUGUGCCCUUUACCACAUGUAUGAUGUUGAUAAAGUUAUUGGAAUCGACGGAGGAUACAAAGGUUUCUAUGCUAAAAAUACUGUUAAAUUGGACCCCAAGUUUGUCAAUGACAUCCAUAAGCGCGGUGGUACAGUAAUUGGAACUUCUCGAGGUGGCCAUGAUACAAAAAAAAUAGUUGAUAGCAUUCAAGACCGUGGAAUAAAUCAGGUUUAUAUAAUUGGAGGUGAUGGGACACAGAAAGGAGCUGCUGCAGUCUAUGAGGAAAUUAGACGACGAGGCCUUAAAAUUGCAGUAGCUGGAAUCCCCAAAACAAUUGAUAACGACAUUUCGGUUAUUGAUAGGUCAUUUGGCUUUGAUUCUGCUGUAGAGGAGGCCCAACGUGCAAUAAAUGCUGCUCAUGUAGAAGCUGAUAGUAUGGAGAAUGGCAUUGGUCUAGUGAAAUUGAUGGGUCGCUACAGCGGCUUUAUUGCCAUGUAUGCAACUCUGGCUAGCCGAGAUGUUGAUUGUUGCUUGAUUCCAGAGUCACCCUUUUAUCUUGAAGGUAAGGGUGGGCUCUUUGAGUACAUUGGAAAAAGACUCAAGGAAAAUGGGCAUAUGGUAAUCGUAAUGGCUGAAGGAGCUGGGCAGGAGCUGCUAUCAGAAAACCGGAAUGAGAAAGAUGCUUCAGGGAACAAGUUGUUGAAAGAUGUUGGCUUGUGGAUGUCACAUAAAAUCAAGGAACAUUUUGCGCGAAAAAGUAUGAUCAUAAAUCUCAAAUACAUAGAUCCUACCUACAUGAUCCGUGCUAUUCCAAGUAAUGCAUCUGAUAAUGUAUAUUGCACACUUCUUGCUCAAAGUGCUGUUCAUGGAGCUAUGGCAGGAUUUACGGGCUCCACUGUUGGGCUUGUAAAUGGAAGACACACGUAUAUUCCUUUCGAACGCAUUACUGAGCAACAGAAUCAGGUUUGUAUAACUGAUAGGAUGUGGGCGAGGCUUCUUUCAUCAACAAAUCAGCCAAGCUUCCUCGGGGACAAAGAAGUUGCCAAAGCCAAGGAAGAGGAGAGUGCGGCUCAGGCAUCAUCAGAGGGAGAGAAUGUUCAAAACAAAUCUGCAUAACUACUUGAUGCUGAUGCAUGACAAACAUAACAGAAUCAUGUACUUCAGCUUGUGUACGCUCCCAAUUCCUUGAGCCACUUAGGUUGAGUAUAUUUGUUUUUGCUUCAUUUUCCAUUUGGUAGGUAAGGAGUGGCUAGUAACGAAAUCCCUCAUAAUUUGCUUUUCUCUUCCUGCUCCGGUGACCUUUUGCUCUCAAUGGCAAUUUACUGAAGGUUGCAUUCAGUUUCUCCUACCAGUGCCACUACCUAUAGGAUCAGUAAACUUAGCUUGCAUAUAUCUUUUUAUUUUUGUACCACUGUUAGUUUUCUAGAAAAAAGAAAAUUUGGUGUCUUCCAUCAAUUCUGUAUCUUUGGCCUUCUUUUUCGAUCCGAAAAUUGUAAUUUUUCACUGUUACAGUUAAGUUGGCAUAAUUUGGAAAGGGUUUGGGAUUUUGAAAUGUAUAGGCUGCAGGAUUGGAGCA
This is a messenger RNA of Beta vulgaris subsp. vulgaris (sugar beet), 2132 nucleotides long. Its product is annotated as ATP-dependent 6-phosphofructokinase 6. The transcript is spliced from 13 exons. Gene Ontology annotation, cellular component: cytoplasm. The coding region runs from base 128 to 1672 and encodes 514 amino acids. The record is from RefSeq and is a predicted model, not a curated record. Gene Ontology annotation, biological process: glycolytic process; fructose 6-phosphate metabolic process. NCBI's taxonomy places the organism in Eukaryota, Viridiplantae, Streptophyta, Magnoliopsida, Caryophyllales, Amaranthaceae. Gene Ontology annotation, molecular function: ATP binding; 6-phosphofructokinase activity.